AUGUAAUUAUCACAACAAUCAUUAUCUAUUACAGGAUGGUUACACGAAUAUGAUUAAUAGAAUUCACCUCAAAUUUAUUAAGUAGUUAAUUGUAAUUCCAUUUCAUUUAAUAUUAAAUUAUAGACAUAGUUAAUAGGAAAUAAUAAUCUUAGAAGAGAAGUGUGAGUUUAUGUUAAAGAAGAUAAGAUUAAGAACCUAAUAAAUCAAGUAUAUCAUUUUAUUAUUCCUGAUUUAAUUGAUUAGAGUAGUAAUAAAAGUCAAAUUUUAAGACGACCCCCAAAAGUUCCAACUACUUAAAAUAAGAUUUAAGAAUUAAAAAAAGUCAUGCAAUUUCUAUAAUAUAAUGAACAACAUAAAUAUGAUACACAUAGAAUAUUCAAUUUAAAUGAUCCUAAAUUUUAACCAGAAACUAAGUUAAUUAUUCAACAAAAGAAGGAAUAGUUUAAAAUUAAAUUGAAGUAUUUCUUAUCUUAAAAAUAGUUAAUAAUAAAAUAAAAGAUAAUUACAACCACUAUAAGAAAUCAAUUCUACUAAUACUUCUACUGAAAGAUAAUAACAUAAUAAAGUAAAUAAUCAAUUGAAAAAAAUUCGUUUUAAAACAGAUUAAUAUUAUGAAAUUUAAAAAUCUAAUUCAAUAAAUAGAAUUUAGAGUAUCAAUGACAUUAUGCCUAAAAUUUUUAAAAAUAAUGACAUUCCUAAUAUACCAAAUAAACAAGUCAUAUAAAGAGGAUUAGAAUUUCUAUAGUAAAUGGUUGAAAAACAAAAGGAGAAUGUCUAACACUACCUACCAAAAUAAUAAAAAUAUAUCAAAUGA
Molecule: messenger RNA, 814 nt
Organism: Paramecium primaurelia
Lineage: Eukaryota; Ciliophora; Oligohymenophorea; Peniculida; Parameciidae
Source: the annotation of a GenBank genome assembly